Rhinolophus ferrumequinum (greater horseshoe bat) is the source of this 4868-nucleotide messenger RNA. It is a transcript of the gene FIBCD1, whose product is annotated as fibrinogen C domain containing 1. The coding region runs from base 342 to 1727 and encodes 461 amino acids. The transcript is spliced from 7 exons. The record is from RefSeq and is a predicted model, not a curated record. NCBI's taxonomy places the organism in Eukaryota, Metazoa, Chordata, Mammalia, Chiroptera, Rhinolophidae.
AACAACAAAAAAAACGCGGAGAUUGAGGAGGGCGGAGGCAGAGGAGCGCGCAGGGGGAGGCGAGGGAGCCGGGAGCGGGGACCGCGCGCAGCGCGAGCGGCUGGCAGGCGAGCGGCUCUCGCGCUCCCGCUCCCGCUCCGGCUCUCACCCGCACAGACACACACGCGCGCACAUACACCCGCACACGCACGCCGACUGGCCCGGGCCGCCCCGGCGCGGGGCACCGAGGCGGGGAUCCACGAGCAGAAGGCGCCCAGCGCCCGAUCCCUCGCUCACCCCGGCGCCUUUGCGCUCCGCAGCGGCGCGCGAUCGCGUGGCGCCUCCGCCAGUCCUGCCGGAAGAUGGUCAACGACCGGUGGAAGACUAUGGGCGGCGCUUCCCAACUUGAGGACCCGCCGCGCGACAAGCCGCAGCGUCCCGGCUGUGGCUACGUGCUGUGCACAGUGCUGCUGUCCCUGGCUGUGCUGCUGGCUGUGACGGUCACCGGCGCCGUGCUCUUCCUGAACCACGCCCACACGCCAGGCACGGCCCCCCCACCCGUCGUCAGCACUGGGCCAGCUGGUGCCAACAGCGCCCUGGUCACAGUGGAGAGGGCCGACAGCUCGCACCUCAGCAUCGUCAUUGACCCGCGCUGCCCUGACCUGGCCGAUGGCUUCGCCCGCCUGGAGGGCGUCCAGGCCUCCGUGCUGCAGGCGCUGACUGAGCACCAGGCCGAGCCGCGGCUGGUGGGCGAACAGGAGCAGGAGCUGCUGGACACGCUGGCCGACCAGCUGCCCCGGCUGCUGGCCCGGGCCUCCGAGCUGCAGGCAGAGUGCACGGGGCUGCGGAAGGAGCACGGCACGCUGGGCCAGGGGCUCAGUGCUCUGCAGAGCGAGCAGGCCCGCCUCAUCCAGCUUCUCUCCGAGAGCCAAGGCCACAUGGCUCACCUGCUGAACUCGGUCAGUGAUAUCCUGGACGCCCUGCACCGGGACCGGGGGCUGGGCCGGCCCCGAGUCAAGGCUGACCUGCAGAGGGCACCUGCCAGGGGAUCGCGGCCCCGCGGCUGCGCCAACGGCUCUCGACCACGGGACUGUCUGGACGUCCUCCUGAGCGGACAGCAGGAGGACGGCAUUUACUCCGUCUUCCCCACACAUGACCCCACUGGCUUCCAGGUCUACUGUGAUAUGCGCACAGAUGGCGGCGGCUGGACGGUGUUUCAGCGCAGGGAGGACGGCUCCGUGAACUUCUUCCGAGGCUGGGAGGCCUACCGGGACGGCUUCGGCAAGCUCACGGGGGAGCACUGGUUAGGGCUCAAAAGGCUCCAUGCGCUGACCACGCAGACGGCCUAUGAGCUGCACGUGGACCUGGAGGAUUUUGACAACGGCACGGCCUACGCCCACUACGCGAGCUUCGGCGUGGGCUUGUUCUCCGUGGACCCCGAAGAGGACGGGUACCCGCUCACAGUGGCCGACUACUCGGGCACUGCAGGGGACUCCCUUCUGAAGCACAGCGGCAUGAGGUUCACCACCAAGGACCGCGACAGCGACCACUCGGAGAACAACUGCGCCGCCUUCUACCGCGGCGCCUGGUGGUACCGCAACUGCCACACGUCCAACCUCAACGGGCAGUACCUGCGUGGCGCGCACGCCUCCUACGCCGACGGAAUCGAGUGGUCCUCCUGGACCGGCUGGCAGUACUCGCUCAAGUUCUCCGAGAUGAAGAUCAGGCCGGUCCGUGAGGACCGCUAGACCGGCCCCACCCACCCUUCGGCCUGCCCCACCCCCACCCCGUCUCCAUCCCUCACCCCACCACGCUCCUGCUCGGUUGUUUGUCUGCCUGCCCGCACCUGGCUGACCCGCUCUUGCUCUUCCGUUGGGGUGGGCCAGGCCAAGCCUGACACAGCCCCCUGGGCAGGCGAAGUCACACCUCACCGUCACACUGUUUCCACCCCCCAAUUUGCCUCUGAUGGGGGGCGGGGCAGACUUGACCCAGAAUUCUACCUGCCCAGUCUUUGGCUCCUAGGCCGGCUGCCUUCUGGCCAGGAGUCUGCCACGCACCCCCCGCGGCCUCUCCACUUUGCCAGUCCAAACACCCAGCGUUAUGGGGCACAGAGAAGGGGAGACAGCACCCCUGGAGCCCUUCCAGCAAAGGGAAUGUUCGGAUCUUCCCGAGUCUGGUCUGAGACCAGCCUCCUCGGGCCUCCCAAUUCCCCUCCCUCGUUUCCAUGGUGCGUGGAGAUCCCACCUCUACCCUAAGACCCUAGUGAGCUGCUGGUGUGAAGGCUGCCAGUAUCCAUGGGAUCCCACCACGUCCCCAGGCCAGGCUGUGGCUCAGCUGCCAGUGGGGACUCAUGCCCCAAGGUGGCCAAGGCUGGUUCCUGGAGUCCCCCACCCGUUAACCCCCAUGUUCCCGCAGUGCCCUUGGCUGUUCUGCCCAGCCUCCUGCUUUCCUGGGGCAGCCAGAGCCCCUCCCCACCCCAUUCUCCUGCCUGCUGGAGGAGGGUGCAGACCCUGCACCACUGGUCUGGGCCCAGCCAGUGAGGACUUCUUGAUUUUCUGGGCAGUGGUGGGGCUCGUACCACCCUCACCACCAAUUUCCAGGCCCCCCCAGGAGCAGACCUGGAGGGUGGAGGCUGGACCUGGAGGGGUUUGGCAGCUAUUAUCCCAUCUGCUCAGAGACUGCCCCCUGCUGGUGAUUAUGGCUACUGCCACCUCUGGUGGAGUGGGGAAGGGAGGCCUUACUGGGCAAAUCCCGUUAACUGAGGCUCCAGCCCGGCUCUCAGAGACGUUUUCUCACUGAAUCCUCCCAAUGCCCAAUAUACCACGCCCCCCCCAACAAGAACCACAGUUUCCCAAGAUCAGCGACCAGGAAGGGCAGGGCUGGGACCCCUGACCUUAACCUCCUGCUGAACAAACGAGGGGCUGAUGUAUUUGCUGUCAGAACCAAGCGUAGGGCUGUUUUUCCAAGUUCCCACUUGAGGGGACCUGAUUGGGUGGGACGGUUUUGAGGGCCGAGAAGUCAGCCUGGGGAGCUGCUCAGAGGGGGCGCAUCCCACCUCCUCAUGCAGGACGCCCUCACAGAACACCUGGAGGCAGGUACAUGGGGUGUGUGGGGCCCAGCUCUCCACCCCCCCACCGGAGUUCGUGCUUCAAUGACAAUAAAUCAGAGUUAGCCGGGGCAGCAGGAAAGGCCCGGAGCGCCACUGACUCACCCUGCAACCUGGCUGGUCCCCUUCCUGUAGCUCCACCUGGUUGUCGGCGGUCAGCAAAGGUUUGCUGGACAUCUGCUGUGGGCCAGGGCCUGCCCUGGCUGCUGGACAAGACCGAAUCCCUGUCCUCUCGGCACUCAGCUCAAAGCAGAGAUGGCCAAGACACAGGUGCUUACAGCCCAGUGUGACACAGGCAGCCCAGGUGCAGGCAGGACUGGGGGCAGUGGGCGCGGGGACGUAAGAUGACCACACAGGACUUGAAGGGGGGACCCUUGCUGGCCUCCUUUCCCAUCCUUUAGAAACCAAGAGAGCCAGCCCACCUGGCCCACUGGGACCCCCAGCCAAGGAGCAGAGAGCCUGGGUGGGACCCUGAGUCCUCAUCCCGGGGAGUCCCCCUCGCCCCCACCAGCCCCAGGCUGGAGCUGGCUUCUGCUGCCAGCUCUGCAGUGCCAGCCGCUGUUUAGAAAGUGCCAAGCUCUUUCUGAUGUGUCAUCAAACAAACUCCUGGUGAGUGCGAUGCUAAUGGAUUCACAGCUGUGUGUGUGUGUCAGGAUGCCCCUGCCAGGGCUUGGCGGAGGAACAGACGUGCCACCGCCUGGGCCUGGCAGGCGGAUGGCUGAGGGUGCUUUCAGGGGCCUGUGGUCAACGUCUGGCCGGCCUGGAGACACCCAUUUCUUCCUGCUUGAGCGCAUCAGCCCAGGCCUGGCACCACUAGGGGGACGUGGCCGAACCAAACACUGGCUGGAAGGACACAAAGCCCCCCAUGCUGGGGACACAAGGCCAGUGUGCCCCCCUUCCCAAAGGGCACCUCUUCAAAGGUGCUGAGCACAGGUGGCCCUGCACACCCACUCUGGGCCAGGAGGCUACAAGGCAGGCCCGGGGCCGGCCUCAAGGAGCCCACACAGGGCUGUCAGACGGCAGUGACCACAGGAAAAGGGUGCUGGGAGAACCAGUGGAGAGGGGCAGCUCCCACGAAACCUGAGGGAUGACAGACGUGUGCAAAGGUCACCUGGGACCAUAGUCACUGCGCCCAAACCCUGACCCAUGGGCCCGAUUUGAUGGUUUGAUGGUGGGGUGCCUGUGGCCCUGCCAUCCAUGUCACCUGUCCAAGCUCCUCCCCAGUUCCUUCCUCUUUUGAUGAGAGGAGCCAGCAGGGGAGGUGGGUCUCUAUACUGGGAUCUUAAGGCAGUGCUCUUAGGCCCCCCCCACACCCCUACUUCUGAAAGGUCCUCUCCACAGCCCAGGUAGGUUCUGUGGAAUCAAGCAGGGGCCUCCGUCCUUGCCCCCAAACUUUGGGUACAUCUCUGAGUUAAACCAGAGGUUGGCCACCAGAGUUCCCCGAGUGCAGCGGACCAAUGGACCUGGGUUUCCACGCUGAUGGCCUCAGCUAGGUCAGCAGGAGAUAAGGACCGAGCCGUGAGCAAUUCUCAGAUUGCAUUUUCCCUCUGCAGCUGCGUGUAAAUAGGUUUUAUGUUUAUCUUGGGGCGGAAGCAAUAUCGUCAGUGCCCGCCUCUUCCUGGUCCCCUCACCCACCCUUUCACCCACACAGGCCUUUGGCUGGCUUGGCUGGGGCUGGAACCCCAGAAGUCGGGAGCCCUGUCACCCAGGGUUUGGAGGAUUAGUGAGGAGUGUCAACAGGAACUGCCAGCUGCCUCCACUGUACAGGAGGGGAGGAGGAAGA